This is a messenger RNA of Harmonia axyridis, 4706 nucleotides long. Its product is annotated as serine/threonine-protein phosphatase 6 regulatory ankyrin repeat subunit B-like. Gene Ontology annotation, molecular function: protein binding. Bases 94 to 3795 code for a protein of 1233 amino acids. The record is from RefSeq and is a predicted model, not a curated record. NCBI's taxonomy places the organism in Eukaryota, Metazoa, Arthropoda, Insecta, Coleoptera, Coccinellidae. The transcript has a single exon.
CUAAUCAGAUGUUUCAACUAUUCCGACUGCAAAUCGAGUGACAUGAAUUGUUUAUAGACUGUAUAUUAAGUGUUUUUUGUUGUGACUUGUGUAAUGAUGAAUUAUAAUAACUGGGAAGGAUUUCCUCUGAACUCUCUUAUAACAGAGAUGAAGGACAAAGAUGCAAUAGCACAAGUUAUUAUUGAAUACUUCAGAAAUAACAAUUCCGAUAUCAACACCAAAUUUAGUGGUUAUAAUUGUUUACACUAUGCUGUAUCUACCUCUAAUAGAUCACUGCUUCAACUACUACGUUUCUAUUUCAUAGGAAAAAUAGAUAUCAAUGCGACCACAGAUGAAGAUAAGGAAACGGCCCUACAUCUGGCAAUUCAACGAAGGGACUUACACAUUUUACAAAUUCUUUUGCAAACAAGUAUCGACCCUAAUAUUCACCGGAAAGUCGAUGGACGAACAGCUCUACAUUUAGCUGUUUUCGAAGAAGACAAUGAAAUAUUCACUUACCUACUAGAGAAUUCCAUAACAAUAGAAAUAAACGCUAGAGAUAAUGAUGAUGCAACUGCUUUGCAUUAUGCCGUCCAAAAUGAUAACUGGUAUAGGGUCUAUCAAUUACUAGAACACCGUUCUGAUUUAAAUGCUGCGAGAAAAGAUGGAAAGAUUCCCCUUCAUAUCUCUACUAAAAAUGAAUCCACUACAAUAUUGCGUAAACUGGUGUAUAUGGGUACACAAACCCAGUUGAAUAAGGUCGACAAUGACCUAAUGACGCCUUUAUAUUUAGCUGUUAUUGCUGACAAUAUGGCUGCUGUUGAGAUUUUGUUGGAGGAAGGCGCAGAUCCUGACUGGAAACCCCGCAACAAAGAAAGCAUCAUCGCUUUUGCCUUCAGUCAAGCAAACCCUAGAAUCUUCGAAGCACUCCUGAAAAAAUCCAGAAGGAUCGAAUCUAAAGAAAUUAGUACAAAUCUCUUCAAAAGAGCAAUCGAUGACAAUGACGAAGAAAAAGUGGAAAUCCUGUUGGCCAAUGGAGUGAAUCCCGACACAAAAUGGAGAUUUCAUUUUAUUUAUAAACAGGAAAAGGCUUUCAGACCGCUUAUAGAAGUUGUGAAGAAGAAAAAGCCAGGUAUGGUCAAGAUCCUAUUGAAAUAUGGGGCUUGUGUGAAUAUCAAAGAUGAUUAUGGUAAUAUUCCACUACAUUUGGCUUGUGAACUGAAACAAAUUGAAAUAGCAAAGAUAUUAUUACAAUCGAAAUACGUAGAUGUGAAUAUACAAAACAAGUAUCAACAAACACCACUGCACAUAUCUUGUCAGAAUGAUAAGGACGCAGCAAUGGUGGAGAUUUUGCUAGAUGCCGGUGCUGAUCCAAAUAUUACAUAUUCAACUUUAUGUCAUUUUCUCUGUAGUGUGGAUACAGAUAAUAUGGACCCAAUCGAUCGUUCCCAAUGUGGAUUGCCAGUUUCAGAGUCAAGCAAGAAAUAUGGGAUAACUCCUCUUCAUAUUGCAAUUUGGAAUAAAGUUGAAUCAAUGGCGCUCGCGCUGCUAAAAAGAGGGGCCGAUCCAAAUAUUCUUGGAGACGACUUCACACCCCUUGAACUAGCUAUAAUGAACGAAAGUACUAAUCUAGUGAAACUCUUAUUACAAUAUAAAUACCAACCUACUGAAGCUAUAAAUAUUACUUAUGAGGGAGUUAUUCAGUCAAUUUUCGAAUAUUCGGUUAGACCAAAAACCAUUGAAAUUCUAAUUCUUUUUUUAGAAGCAACUUUGGAAUAUCCAAUGUCACCAGAAAGACGACAAAAUUUUCUUCAAGCAUGUCUCAAAAAAACUGUGAGGCUAAGCGACCUAGAGACGUUGAAGGUUCUAUUGAAAUAUGGAGCGAAUCCUGAGCCCAAAAACAGUCAUAAUAAUCAUCACAACAUUCUGAAUGAGACAAAUAAUUUUGAAAUAAUGAAACUGCUGAUUGAAUAUGGUGCUGAUGUUAAUGGAGGAUCCUACUACAAACCCCUGCGUGGAGCUAUUUUGAAUGGAAACGUUGAAAAUGUUACCUUACUGCUCGAACAUGGUGCUGAUCCAAAUGUUGCAAUACAAUCGUCGAAACAUACUCCCUUGCAUCUAACUAUUCAAGAAGAUUACUAUGUUAUUCUGUCUAAUGAUGACCCAAGUGCCACCGUGUUGGAUGAAAAUCAAGAUAUGCUCGAUAUUCUUGAAAAACUAUUGGAAGAUAAAAGGAUCAACGUGAAUGCCAAAAUGCAUAAGUGUACAACACCGUUUGAUAUGGCUGUGGCUAAAUGCAAGCCAAAAGCUGCUGAAUUGCUUCUGAGACACAACGCACAUCCUCUAUUAGGUAUGAAAAGAAACGGAAGAGGACUGAUCCAUUUUGCCAUUUAUCACAAAAAUAAUUAUAUACUGAAGGAACUUCUGGAGCACGGCUUAGUUUCACAAAUAAAUUCGCCCUAUAAAUUGCAUUCACCUCCCCUACUUUACGCAAUAGAAAACGGUGAUUUGGAGUCAUUUAAAUUGCUGCUACAGUACGGAGCUGACGUCAAUCAGCGAAAUGAUAUUCACAAUACAGUGCUUAAAGCUGCUAUACGAAAUAAAAACAAAGAAUAUUUGAAGCUUGUGCUUGAGGUUCCAGGUUUGGACGUAAAUGAGCCUCAUUAUUCACGAGUGGAGUUAGAGGCCAUACGGGCCGGUUCACCUCCUCUACAUCUUGCGGUUAAGUAUAAAGAUAAAACGCUUGUUUCGAAGUUGCUCGAACUUGGUGCUGAUCCCAACACCAGAUCAAUUGAUGGGAGCACAAUUCUUCAUAUAGCUGUGAUGAAUAAUUUCUUAGAGAACAUCUUAGAGAUCCUGUUUGAAUCAUGCAAUCUAGAUGUGGAUGUCCAAAAUAAUGCAGGGCUUACUCCUCUACAUUUGUGUUGCCAAAAAAAUGAAAAUUCUAUCGAACAGAAGUCAAUGUUAUCUUGUCUGCUGAAGUUAGGAGCUGAUCUAUCAGUUCGAUGCAAAUUUGGAAACUCCGCUAUCCAUUAUCUUGCAAUAUCCGAUGCACUAGAUAUUCUUUGCCAGAUAAAGUGUUUAGAUGCUGCAUUAUUACCUGGCUACAACCUAUCUGGCGAGACUCCACUGCAUUGUGCAUGCAAGGAACUCAACCACAAAUCUGUGAAAAUUCUUUUGGACGCAGGCGCAUUGUCGAACCUCAAUGAUUGGGGCAUUCAACAUCCAUUCGAAUAUUACAUAACUGCUUUUUUAGAACUUGAGGAUCUUGGAUUAUCUGAAAACAUUGUCGGAUUUUCUGUUGAGAAAGUCUUGAAGAAAGUAAUGGAACUAUUAGUUGAGAUGCAAGAAACUAUGGCAGUCUUAUGUUUACUGAAAUUCAAUGAGGAGAUGAAUUUUUUCAGUGUGAAAUUUCUGAGCUGCCUCAUGAAUUACGCAAUACAAAGCGAAUGCGUCGAGAUGGUUAGAGGAUUCUUGAAAUCUGGUGCAAAUGUCAACUUCAUCAGGGAAUGGUGGUUCAACAACGAAGAACAUAUGAAUCUCUAUCUAGCUCUUAAAAACCGAGAAAUGCUACAGCUACUGCUGACUGAUGAAAAGUGUGAUGUCAACUUGAAAGGUAAAGAUGGGAAAACUGCCCUACACUACGCCGUGGAAAUGGGCCUUUAUUCUGCAGUGCGCAUGUUGUUGGAGAAGGGAGCGGAUCCUAAUUGUUUAGACUGCAAUGAACAACCUCCCUCUUUCUAUUGUUCUGACGAUAAGAUUAAGGAACUAUUAGUGUUGUAUAGUAUGACAGGUUUGACUAUAAUAAAUAUUUGAUUUCCUUCUAUAAUAUGAUUGGACAGAAAAAAAAAACAAAAUAUACGAGAGCUUGACAUGAAGAAAUCCAAAUAAUAAUUUCACGAAAUUUAUAUUGAAUUAGAAAAUUGUCUAUCAAGAUAUCGUACUCUAUACGAUAUAAUCAAUGAGGAUAAUAUAUGAGAGAUAAUUACAAUGAUAAAAGUUACAGUACGCGACUAGCCUUCAUCCGUUGAAUACAAAAAAAGGACAAAGAUUAACACAAUGAAGCUUAAGACGCCGAUAGUGAAGCCUAUUGGAGGAACUAAUUUGACCUGGGAUCAGACAGAACUCAUAUAGUGCCGUAUUUGGAAUUUGGAUACCACGAAAAUGAGAAACUCCAUCAAUCGGUCUACAUUAUCUAAUGGAGAAAAUAAAUCGACGUUCCUACUACCAUUUGGCAGAGAUGUUCAAUAAAAUUUUGUAGUUUUGAAUUGUUGGACUUGUAUUCAUUGUUAACAUUGAACUAGGCAUAUGAAUUAUCUCGAAUUAUCUCUUCUGAAAAUAAUGACUUGAAAUUAUUAUUAUACUUUAUCCUGAUUAUUUUUUAUAUUACUGUUUUUGUGAUUUCAAUGUUUGAAUGUUUUCAUUUUUAACAUUAAACUAGGCAUAUGAAUUAUCUAUACUGAAAAUAGUGACUUGAAAUUAUUACUUUAUACUUUAUCCUGAUUAUUUUUUAUAUUACUGUUUUUCUGAUUUCAAUGUUUGAAUGUUUUCAUUGUUAACAUUAAACUAGGCAUAUGAAUUAUCUCUUCUGGAAAAAGUGACUUGAAAGUAUUACUUUAUACUUUAUCCUGAUUAUUUUUUAUAUUACUUUUUUUCUGAUUUCAAUGUUGAAAUGUUUUCAUGUGAACUCCUAUUGUUUUCUUUACAAUAUUAAAUGUCACAUAGUU